This is a messenger RNA of Xenia sp. Carnegie-2017, 2560 nucleotides long. Its product is annotated as cell division cycle protein 20 homolog. The transcript is spliced from 7 exons. Bases 152 to 1705 code for a protein of 517 amino acids. Gene Ontology annotation, biological process: positive regulation of ubiquitin protein ligase activity; positive regulation of anaphase-promoting complex-dependent catabolic process; anaphase-promoting complex-dependent catabolic process. The record is from RefSeq and is a predicted model, not a curated record. Gene Ontology annotation, cellular component: anaphase-promoting complex. Gene Ontology annotation, molecular function: protein binding; anaphase-promoting complex binding; ubiquitin ligase activator activity. Lineage: Eukaryota; Metazoa; Cnidaria; Anthozoa; Malacalcyonacea; Xeniidae.
UAAAAAUGGCGACUUGGUGGCCAUGAGAGUUUUCGCAAAUCUUCGUAAUACAGCGCCAAGUUUGAACGAUCUGACGGGUUUAGACUCUUAAUUUUUUGUUUAUUUUUGUAUUUCACUGAAAUAUCUUUUCCUUUUCGAUAGUGACUGAAACAUGAGCAACUUUCAAUUUGAGUCCUCAAUCGACAAAUGCCUGGAAAGGCUCAACGCACCUCUUGCAAACUGUACAACACCCUGUUGGAAGAGAAAGCGAUGCAACAGUUUGAAUACCAGUGUGCCUUUGUCUCCUUAUAAUGGAAGUUUAUCCUCAAGAACGCCGUAUAAAACGCCGAAACGUAUAAAACCAGUCGGUAAAACACCUAUGAAAACACCACGAUUGAAGAAAACACCGCACAAAACCCCUGUGAAAAAUACCCCGCAGUUUGACCGUUUCAUUUCCACCAGGGCAGUAAUGGAUAACGAGAAAAACUAUUUUAAAAUCAUGAAUGACAAAGAUUCGGAAUUUGCAGAAAAUGAACAAAAUCUUGAAGUACUCGAAAGAACUCGUCAAGAAAAAGUGAUCAAAGAGAACUUAAACGAAGAUUGUAGCUCAAGAAUCCUUCAUUUUAAGCAAAGUGCCCCAGCUGCUAGAGAAGGUUACCAAAAUAAUCUUCGUGUUGUAUACAGCCAAAAUCGAGGAUCGUCCAAAGUGAAAAGUUCUCGUUACAUUCCUAAAGUUCCCGAAAAGAUUUUGGAUGCACCUGACUUGAUGAAUGACUUUUACUUGAAUUUGGUCGAUUGGGGUUGCAACAACUGUAUUGCGAUUGGCCUGACUUCUGGUGUAUAUUUUUGUAACUAUGAAACUCAAUCAACAAAACAAGUUCUUCAAAUGCCCAAUGAUGAUUAUGUAUCAAGUGUAUCAUGGGUAAAAGAUGGGAAUGUCCUAGCUGUUGGAAGCAGUAAUACAAACAUACAACUGUGGGAUGUUGAAACAGAAAAAUGCCUUCGAACUUUAUGUGGUCAUUCAGGGAGAGUGGGAUCUCUUGCGUGGAAUUCUUGCAUACUCACCAGUGGUGGCCGAUCUGGCAAGAUAAUCAACCAUGAUGUAAGAGUGGCACAGCAUAUUGUCUCAACCUUAAAUGGCCACUCACAGGAUGUUUGUGGAUUGGCAUGGUCAUCAGAUGGUCGCACUUUAGCAAGUGGUGGUAAUGAUAAUCUUGUCAAUGUAUGGUAUCCCCUCAAUAAUUGUGAAGAACCUCUACAUUCAUUGACUCACCAUCAAGCUGCAGUCAAGGCUGUAUCUUGGUGUCCUUGGCAACGGAAUGUGUUGUCAACCGGCGGAGGUACUGCUGAUCGCUGUAUACGUUUUUGGAAUGUAACUUCCGGAUCAUGUCUCAAUACUAUUGACACAAAGUCACAGAUAUCUAGCAUAUUAUGGUCGAAGGAAUUCAAGGAGCUAAUCACCAGUCAUGGCUUCUCGAUGAAUCAGCUGACCAUCUGGAAGUAUCCGACAUUGAGCCGGGUUGCAGAUCUUACAGAUCACGCUGGACGAAUCCUUUGUAUGACGAUGUCUCCUAAUGGAGAGUACGUUGCGUCUGUUGCUGCUGAUGAAACCCUUCGAAUAUGGAAAUGUUUUGAUCAAAGUCAGUUAAAGAAACGAUCCACAACCGUUGGUCUUGCGAGGAGUUCCUCAAAAACCAAUCUUAAUAUGAUAAACAAAAUUAGGUAGUUAAUAUGAGUUAUCGGUGAUUCCAUUUUGAAGAAUAUUAAUUUUCUCGAUAACAAGUGGUAAAUGUUUUACAAAACACUCUUUUCAACAUAAAAUCCUAUCAUUUAGCUGAACUAGCAAUCUGCACAUGUUAGGAAUUUUCACAGACCCGAGUUUUCAGAAAUUUAAAAAUCUAUCAAACAUUGUGUUUACCAAAAAAAUUUGUUUACCAAGACUUGGAAUGGUGUUUUACGCUUGACUGCAAUAUUCAAUCCCUUGUUUCCGAUAAGUUUCAAUCCUUACGUAUAUGCAUCGAUUUUCUUCAUUGAUUUAUAAUAAAUGUAAUACAUCUACGUGUAUGCAUGGAACGUAGAUUGACGUUUUUUUGAUAGUAUUUAAUCGUUGAUAAGUCCUGCGGAAAGUCGGUUUCUAAUUGGCUUACUUCCUAUAGAAGAAAGUUUGUUCGAACUUGACAAAUAUAGAGCGUUUUCACUUGAUGGAUAAUUUAAUCGGGUUCUUUUGCUAAAAAGACCAAUAUGGCUGACGUGUCUUUUGUUAUGUUGAUAUGGGGAUGAACGAUUGAAAAUGCUCUAGAGCACACAUACAGUUGCAAGAGUAAUUAACCAUUACUGGAUUUUGCACUGUUCAUGAUUAUGUAUAUAAUACUUAAUAUAUAUUUUGUAAAUUAUUGAUGUAAGCAUAUGUAAGUAAAUAAACAUUUUGCACAUAGUUCAACAUAACUGCAUGCAAUUGGACAGCAUAUUUUAUUUCUUUCGUAAUGAUACUAACUUUUUCUACAUAUUUUUACUAUUUAUUUGUAUUCUUUCGUGCCACUUAAUGCAUCCUGUUAAUAUUAAAUUCUAUUCAAAUUUGCUA